Molecule: messenger RNA, 1514 nt
Organism: Cannabis sativa
Lineage: Eukaryota; Viridiplantae; Streptophyta; Magnoliopsida; Rosales; Cannabaceae
Product: GTP-binding protein At2g22870
Exons: 5
Coding region: 376-1290 (304 amino acids)
Molecular function (GO): GTP binding
Source: RefSeq, a predicted model, not a curated record
AUUGGCCCAUCUUCUCGAGCUGUGGGAGUGGCUAGGGCGCACAUUACCAGUGGCGAGUAUUGUCCACAGAGAAAAUGGGCCUUAAAGUGGGCCGACUACGAACCCAAUACUGUUGGCCCAGUUAGAAUAACUUUCUACUGAACGCGGUCCUAUCUUAUUCCCUCAUCGACCCUUCUCCUCCUCCUCUCUCUCUGCGCUACUUUGUGCUCCUCCGGAACAACCCACCACCGUCGAAAAAGAGAAUCUCACUCUCACGUGGUCAGCUUUGGGUUCACCAUCUCGGCCACAAGAUAAGGGGUAUGAACAAUCUCUAACCUAAUCCUGAAAAGUGAAAACCGAAGAGGCUUCAGAGUCCAGACUACACAGAUUCAAACAAUGUUACUUCGAAACCGCCUCUUAAGUCUCCAGUUCACGUCUCUCUUAUCCCCGUCUUCUUCAUAUCCUAGAAAAACUAAACCAUUCUUUCUCUCUUUUGGAAAUGCACUCUCGAGCUCAGCUCGUCCGCACACGAGCGAGCAUGUUUCGGCUUCAAAGACCCCCACAGGCUCUUCUUUUUCAGAGGCCGCCAAGUUCCUCCGUACCUUUAUGUUUGUACCACCUGGAGUUGAUCCAGAGGAGGUGACGGAGGACAUGGUCCUAGCAGGUUCUAAUAUUGUAAUUGGACCUUAUGCCGGCGAUUCAAAGAUUAAGGAGGUAGAGUUCGUCAAAAGCAGUGGUAAAGCCAAGGAUUGCCCUAAAGAUAACAGACCUGAAUUUGCAAUUCUGGGUCGAUCCAAUGUUGGAAAGUCCUCACUUAUAAAUGCCCUUGUUCGCAAAAAAGAAGUUGCUCUUACUUCUAAAAAGCCAGGGAAAACUCAGCUUAUCAAUCAUUUUUUGGUGAACAAAAGCUGGUACAUUGUGGAUUUACCUGGUUAUGGGUUUGCCAAGGUUUCAGAAUCAGCUCGAACGGAUUGGUCAUCAUUCACCAAAGGGUACUUUCUGAACAGAGAUAAUUUGGUCGCUGUGCUACUUCUCGUUGAUGCAAGUGUUCCACCUCAAAAGAUUGACUUGGAUUGUGCUAAUUGGCUUGGACGCAACAAGAUCCCAAUGACUUUUGUUUUUACCAAGUGUGACAAAAUGAAGGUGGGGAAAGGGAAAAGGCCUGAUGAAAACAUCCGAAAUUUUCAGCAAUUGAUUGCGGAGAACUUUCCAAAGCAUCCUCCAUGGAUCAUGACUAGCAGUGUCACUGGCUUGGGCAGAGAUGAGCUCCUCCUUCACAUGUCACAACUAAGAAACUACUGGGAUCAAUGAAGCUGAAGUUGAUUAACUUAACACAAAAAUCCUGCUUAUAAAACUAGUGACUUGAACAACUGCUUGCAUAAUUUUUCCGCCUUUGAUCGUUUUUUCUCAAAAAUUGCAUUAGUUAAAAGUUUUUGUUGUAAUUUAGAUUUAUAGCAAAAUGUAAUGAUUCUCUCUUGUAUAUAUAUAGAUGAUUAUUACCGUUUGAGGUUUACUAGUGCAUUUUUGCUCUGUUA